Molecule: messenger RNA, 1512 nt
Organism: Setaria italica (foxtail millet)
Lineage: Eukaryota; Viridiplantae; Streptophyta; Magnoliopsida; Poales; Poaceae
Product: very-long-chain 3-oxoacyl-CoA reductase 1
Exons: 3
Coding region: 60-1019 (319 amino acids)
Cellular component (GO): endoplasmic reticulum
Molecular function (GO): ketoreductase activity
Source: RefSeq, a predicted model, not a curated record
CAGCGUCCCACCGCGCAAACCAAGCCUCGCGGCGCUCAUCAUCAACCGGCCGCGUCUCCAUGGCCUGCAGCGCGCAUGCUCAGCCGGCGUAUGCGCUGGUGGCGCUCGCGGCGCUGGGGCUCAUCGUGUCCGCGCGCGCCGCGGCGCGCCUCGCGCUGUGGCUGUACGCGGCGUUCCUCCGCCCCGCGAGGCCUCUGCGCCGCCGCUACGGCGCGUGGGCCGUCGUCACGGGCGCCACGGACGGCAUCGGCCGCGCGCUCGCCUCCCGCCUCGCCGCGGCCGGGCUCGGCCUCGUCCUCGUCGGCCGCAGCCCCGACAAGCUCGCGACCGUCGCGGCCGAGGUCAAAGCCAGGCACCCCGGCACCCAGGUGCGUACCUUCGUCCUGGACUUCGCCGCCGACGGUCUCGCCGCGAAGGUGGACGCGCUCGGGGAGCUCAUCCGGGACCUCGACGUCGGCGUGCUCGUGAACAACGCCGGCGCGUGCUACCCGUACGCACGCUACUUCCACGAGGUGGACGAGGCGCUGGUGCGGAACAUGGUGCGGGUCAACGUCGAAGCCACCACGCGCGUGACGCACGCUGUGCUCCCCGGCAUGGUGGAGCGCGGGCGCGGCGCCAUUGUGAACAUCGGCUCCGGCAGCGCCUCCGUCUUGCCGUCCUGCCCACUCCACACCGUCUACGCCGCCACCAAGGCGUUCGUUGAUCAGUUCUCUAGAUCCCUCUACGUGGAGUACAAGAGCAAAGGCAUCGAUGUGCAAUGCCAGGCGCCCAUGUACGUGGCGACGAAGAUGGCGUCCAUCAGGAACCCGAGCUUCUUGGCGCCGUCGCCGGAGGCGUACGCCCGUGCCGCCGUCCGCUACAUCGGGUACGAGCCUCGGUGCUCCCCGUACUGGCCGCACGCCGUGUGGAAGCUCGUCUCGAUUUUGCCCGGCUCCGUCGCCGACAGGGUCAUCCUCAGCAUGGCCCUCGACGGCCGCGCCAAGGGGAGGGCCAAGGACGCCAGGAAGAAGAAGCAGUGAAGGUGGUUUGAGACGACACGAAUGGGACGCUCUACAAUAUUCGUAGCAUUCCACCAAUAUCUACAUGAUCCUUGUACGUCGAUAUAUACGUCGUUUGUCUUCUACUCCCUCUAUCCUAAAUUACUAUUCGAUUUGGCUUUUCUAGAGAAUAUCAUAUAUCCAUGUGCAUAUAGAAAAGCCAAAACGGAUAGUAUUUUGGGACGGAGAGAGUGCAUGGUCACCCAUGUGGCCAUGUGAACCAUGGAGGAAAUAAGUGUGAUGGGCACAAGAGUAUUUGCCAUACUGGAUUACUGGUCCUACAAUACAAGUGCCAUGAGUUCAGUCCACAUCCUGCUGGUGUAGGUGAUUCUUAAUCAGAUGGUCAGUCAUCUAAAAUGGUGUAUUGUCGUCCGAAGGCACUUUCCAACAUCACCAGAUGGCGCUUUAAUUUGCACCAAGUAACAUGUACUUUGUAUAACUACUCUCGUUUGUAGGAAGCAAAUAAGGUUGUGUG